AUAAAAAAUUAAGAUUUUAAUACCACCUUACGAUUUAAAUAGUCGUCGUGAUCAUAAGGGUCGUGAUCAAGAAAUUUGCAAUCACUGUUUAGGCCAUAUGAAAUUUUACUGCAACAACCUUACUGUACCGUACAAUACAACUUAUUUCAAUAUAGGAAAAAAAAUUUAAAACUUGAUUGAACAUCAGCGGAUCAUAGGGAAAUCAAUAUUCCUUUGCUUAUCGAAUAAAUACUAGACAGAUAACUUUAUUGCCAUGCCACUGCAAAUAUUUGUUUGGCAACUAUCAUUAGCAAAUAUCGAUUUUGGUUUUGCGUAUCCCUUGUGUAUUAUUUCAUUGGUUUAAUUCAUUGUGUAUUGUUUCAUUAUUUCAGAGGUUUGAAAUUUUUGUACUAUAUCUCUUUCAUUUUAAACUAUCCAUUUGAGAUUUUCUUCACUUUUUGCCGUUAGACCGUAAAAGCCUAGAUAACAUGUUGAUAAUUAAUGUCAAAUUGUUCUAAAGAAAUAGACCCCUGUACUUUCUGCAUUGACGAUAAGCGAAAAUUCUCCAAGAGCAAUACACAUAGCUGAGUAAUCAUAGACGGUAUGUGGAUCUAAAGCUGUUUAAAUGUUCCACUGCACGUGUACUUCAAACAUUGCUCGAUUAUGUUAACCUAUUUAGACUUUUAUUGUUGUAAUACUAGCGAAACGACGAAUUUCGAAUCAUGCACUACACUAGAAAAGACAUCAUUUUUGCAGUUCUUGCGUUCCUCACACAAAUUGAAAUUUCGAAUUGUAGUGAGGAGUUUAUCAUUGCAGACGGGAUAAAAAUAAGCAAACUACAACAUGGUAGCUCAUCAAAUAUAGGACUUCCAUACGAAGCUCUUUUGAAGCUUGAAGAACGUUCGAUUGAGUAUGAGCUUGAAGCUGCAGAAAAUAAACUGGAAAGGAAAGGCUAUCCUAAGAAAUGCCAUGUUUGCCGCCUUCUUGUCCAAGAACUUCUCAAGUUUCUUGAACAAAAUGGCGAAAUAGAAGAAGAGCGAGAAGGAAAGCAUCCAAUAUUUGUCAAAAAUGGCAAUGUCAUCUACAGAGUUAUGCAAGAAGUUUGUUCCGGGAUGAAAAACUACCGGGUGACCCGGACCAGGCAUUUUAGAUAUAUACGUGGAGGUAGCACCCCGUUACGGGAGAUGUUCAAUGACGCGCAAAAGGAUUCUCGCAUCAAGAACUGGAUGUACAGUGUACCGGAAUCAGAGCUUGAUGACCCUACCGGAGAAAUCCAGCGCUUGCAGCUCAAGUGUGAAGAUCUGCUAGUGGAAGAAGAAGAUCGUGUUAUAAGCUGGUUUUUCAAAGCACAGACCGAAGACCCUAUAGAAUGGCUUUGCAGAAAGAGAGUCUUAAAGAAAGGAGAUCCUAGUUGUUUGGAUGAGGGUCUUGAAGUCAGAGCUGAAAUUUUGGAAAGGAUAGAGAAAAAAGCAAAAGCCCAGGAAAAAGAAAGUAGCAAAUAAAGUAGUUUAUGAAGCUUACUAAUUUGGCAUGAAUGUGAAUGAAAGAACAAACAGAACAAUGAAUUCGUCUUGCAAGCUUUAAUAGUCAAUUUAAUAUUUUGUGUACAAUUCAGUUGUUGUUGAAAGCUGUUCUGAUUUAUUUAAAUGUGUUUUUAGUCAAAUUGAGUUAACAUCGUGAAAAAGCAGAAUUUGUACUUAA
Molecule: messenger RNA, 1680 nt
Organism: Rhopilema esculentum
Lineage: Eukaryota; Metazoa; Cnidaria; Scyphozoa; Rhizostomeae; Rhizostomatidae
Product: protein canopy 4
Source: RefSeq, a predicted model, not a curated record